AUGGCUCAAGCAAAAAUCCACCAUGCUAAAAUGACUGAAGCCGCUAAAGGCAAAUUCAGCAGAUCAAUGUCUAUGGCAGAUCGCUCCGGACAACUACUUGAAAGUUUGGACCAGCUGGAAAUAAGGUAUUUUGCAGAAGGCUAGCCUAACAGCAUGAAUACUGUAUGAAACAGUAUCAUAUAAAUGUUUUUAUCUAGUAUCUUUAAAGAAUACACACAGUAGCCUAUUAGACUACACAAUCUCUCCGUGUGCUACUACGGUGCCAUGCGACAGCUGCUUUAAACUCUGAUUCUAAACAGACAGGUGACAGUGGAAGAAGGAAGAAAGUUAUCUGAAUACGUGUGCACACUAAAGUGCAGAAUAGGACCUUAUCGUUUACAAUCUGGUUUAUUCGAAUAUUUUACGGUGCCAAACUGUGUUUGUCCUCUAAAAUAACAAACCCAUAGCCUUAUUUAAACAGUACAUUUAAAUAAAAUAAAAAAUCAACACUGAGAAACAGUUGUAGCAUAGGCAAUGGGAUGAAUAAUAUGUUCACAACAGUCUCUGAGUCACGUAGGUCUACACUCACCAUAUUCUAUAGAAAUAUCUCAUGGCAAUGACAUCUGUUUUAGGGUGGAGGCUUUACGUGAAGCCGCAACCUCAAUGGAACAGGAGAGAGAGUGCUUACUGGAUAUGAUACAAUCCAUAAAGAAUAGUGAAGAAAUGCGCAGCAUUUGUGACGGUAGGCUAUGUGUUGUUUGACAGCCAUCAGAUAACUUCUGCCUGCAGGCUACUGCAUAGGCCUACAUUUGGUUGAAUUAAUGGGACACUUAACUGGUUGGAAUUCUUAUUUAAAGGGAUAAAUCACUCCAAAAUAAUGUUUGUCAGAUGUUUUUAGAUCUAAAAAGGGGUCUUAUGUUGAGUACAAGUCCUGCCAUAUCUUGUUGAAAUCCAGCUAUAUAGCCUACCUCAAUCCAAAAUGAAUGGAAAAGGUAGGCACCAUGCAAUUCCAUUUGCUGUUCAUCUUUUCCAUUCAUGUGGGAUGUUUGGGUUAUAGGCCUAUAGCCGAUCUACAUUUAUGGCAGACAGGAAUUCUUACAUUUUACAUUUUAGUCAUUUAGCAGACGCUCUUAUCCAGAGCAAUUUACAGUUAGUGAGUGCAUACAUUUUUCAUACUUCUUGACAUUAGAACUUCUGUAAGGUUUUUGUACCUCUGAUAAACUUUUACCUUAGAGUGAACUGUCCUGUUAACACCUACCUCUGAUAGCACUGUGCUAUAUCUCUAUUUCAGGAGAGAGAGAGGAACUAUCUUUAACUGCUAAUCGUCUUCUGGGUAGGACGCUAACAGUUGAAAUCUCAGUGGAAACCAUAAGGAACUCCACACAGGAGGAUGCGUUACACAAGGCUACCUCUUUGAUUGAUGAGAUUGCAACAAAGUUGCUUGACGACAUGGAUGGUGCCAGAAAGCGCCUGAUGGCACUGCACGCUGCCUGUGUGACCGAGGCACCACCUGUUCCUAUCGAUACAAAAUUCCAGACGAUCGUCAUCACCUGCGCCUUGGAAGAUCAGAAGAAAAUCAAGAGGAGGCUUGAAACUCUGAUAAGGAAUGUGGAUAAUGCUGAGAAGAAUAUCAAGAUAAUGGAUAUCCAGAAAGUAGAUGACUUAAACAGUGCCAAUGGCAAAUGA
Molecule: messenger RNA, 1665 nt
Organism: Coregonus sp. 'balchen'
Lineage: Eukaryota; Metazoa; Chordata; Actinopteri; Salmoniformes; Salmonidae
Source: the annotation of a GenBank genome assembly